ACUUGGAUCUUAUCGCCUUGAUUCACAGAUCUUCUCCACCUCUAUCUUUAGAGUUCUUCGAGAUGGGAUCAGCUCACAGUCAGGACGAUCUAAAGAUCUGUGAAUCAGACGAGGAAGAAGAAGAGUUGGUGGACGAUACCUUUGGUGAUCGUCCUCUAAAAUCUCCUUCAUCACUAGACGAAGUUGAAUCAAAGCUCAGAGCCUUGAAGCUGAAAUACCCAUCAACGGAGCAAGCAACUCCGAACUCGGUUGAUCUUUUGCGCUACAUCAAUGGAAACACUCCCAAAGCCAAAUGGAUCACAGCUGAAAAUUUCACCUCUUACUGCUUCGUCAAGACAUACGACGAAGAUGGAGGAGGAGAUUCGGAGAAGGAAUGGUGGGUUCUCAAGGUCGGGAGUAAGAUCCGAGAGAAGGUCUCGGACGAAAUGCGAAUGAAGGCAUGUAAAGAUCAAAGAGUUGAAUUCGUUGCUAAUGGUGGAUACUGGGCGUUGAGCUUCACGGCCGCCAGCGGUGAAGACCUCACCGCCGCCUUUGUAAGCAGCUUUAACAAUUGCUUGUUUGAGAACAAUCAUGGUGUUGAGUUGAACGAAGCUGGUUUAGCUAGCAUCUUUGAGAAAGAUUUCAUUGGGUGGGCCAGUCCUGAAGCUGCUGCUGAUGAUUCCAUGUGGGAAGAAGCUGAUGAUAUUUUGCUUCAGAGCCCACAAUCCGCAACUCCAAAGGACCUUACUAAGGCUUUUGAGCAAGCUGCUACGAGUGAGGAGGGCAUACAUAGCUUAGCUCUAGGUGCUUUGGAUAACAGUUUUCUUGUGGGUGAUUCUGGUAUUCAAGUUUUCAAGAACAUGAGGCAAGGGGUUCAUGGGACAGGUGUUUGUGUUAACUUUGAGGCUGCUUACGGCUCAGCACGGAAGAAGAAGGCUCUUCUCAUGAGAGCUGAGACCAACUUGUUGCUCAUGAGUCAACAAAACCGAGGAAUCCAUCAGCUUGAUAUUGAAACUGGCAAGGUUAUUUCCGAAUGGAAGUUUGAGAAAGAUGGAGUGGAUAUCUCUAUGAGUGACAUUACUAAUGAUGGUAAAGGUGCUCAACUGGACCCAUCUGGAUCCACCUUUCUUGGUUUGGACAGAAACAGGCUUUGCAGGUGGGAUAUGCGUGACCCAUAUGGGGUGGUUCAGGAUCUUGCUACUGCGAAUAAUGCCCCACUAGUCUUGACUUGGGCUCAGGGGCAUCAGUUUUCUAGAGGGACUGACUUCAGCUGCUUUGCAACUACUGGUGAUGGCUCACUUGUUGCUGGCUCUUUUGAUGGGCAGAUUAGACUCUACACAAAAGGGGGCACUUUGAAGAAGGCUAUGACGGCUUUCCCUGGACUUGGUGCGCCUGUGACUCAUGUGGACGCUACUUACGAUGGGAAAUGGAUAGUUGGUACAACUGAUACGUAUCUGAUUGUUAUCUCUACCCUUUUCACUGAUAAGGCUGGUAAGACAAAGACUGGCUUUGAGGGUUCCAUGGGAAAUAAGAUGGCUGCACCAAGGUUGCUGAAGCUAACACCUCUCCACGCCCAUUUAGCUGGGUCCAACAACAAGUUCCGCAAUGCCCAGUUUUCAUGGGUAACGGAGGAUGGGAAACAAGAGCGUCAUGUUGUGGCAACUGUUGGCAAAUUCAGUGUGAUAUGGAACUUUCAGCAAGUGAAGGAUGGAUCUCACGAAUGCUACCAUGAGCAGGAAGGGCUGAAGAAAUGCUAUUGCUACAAGAUAGUCCUGAGAAAUGAAUCUAUUGUGGACAGCCGUUUCAUGAACGACAACUCUGCAGUCUCUGGUUCAUCUGAAGCGCCUCUGGUCAUUGCAACUCCCAUGAAAGUCAGCUCUUUCAGCUUAUCCAGCAAGAGAGGAAGCAAGCAAGCAAGUGCUUGA
Molecule: messenger RNA, 1904 nt
Organism: Brassica oleracea var. oleracea
Lineage: Eukaryota; Viridiplantae; Streptophyta; Magnoliopsida; Brassicales; Brassicaceae
Product: protein CYPRO4-like
Exons: 2
Coding region: 63-1904 (613 amino acids)
Cellular component (GO): nucleus; cytoplasm
Molecular function (GO): protein binding
Source: RefSeq, a predicted model, not a curated record